AUUGUGCGCGUGCGGUGUUGCCGUGAGAAGUGGGCGUGGCUGGCUUUGCGCUUGCUGCUUUGCGAGAAGAGGAAAGAUGGCGGAGGAGGAGAAGCUCCCCGCGGGCUGGGAGAAGCGCAUGAGCCGCAGCUCCGGACGUGUCUAUUAUUUCAACCACAUUACAAAUGCCAGCCAGUGGGAGCGCCCCACUGGAAACAGCAAGAAUGGACAGGGAGAGCCGACUAAAGUGCGAUGCUCUCACCUUUUGGUGAAACAUAACCAGUCAAGGAGACCCUCAUCAUGGAGGGAGGAUAAGAUCACCCGAAGCAAGGAGGAGGCCCUGGAGCUAAUUAAUGGCUACAUCCAGAAGAUUAAAUCCGGGGAAGACUUUGAAUCCUUAGCAUCACAGUUCAGCGACUGCAGCUCCGCCAAGGCUGGAGGAGACCUGGGUACUUUUGGAAGGGGUCAAAUGCAGAAACCUUUUGAAGAUGCCUCAUUUGCUCUGAGGACUGGUGAGAUGAGUGGACCAGUAUUCACAGAUUCAGGGAUUCAUAUCAUCCUACGUACGGAGUGAAAGUGCCUUGGCGCGACACACUUGGAAAGGAAAGGGUGGCGGGAAAAAGGAAAAAGAGAACCUUUCUUCCAACCUCUCUUUGCGCUCUCUAUCCCCAAACAAACUUCAUAUCUAGUCUUUUUAUUAUUUUAUCCCCCUCCCCUGGUUUCAUAUCUCAGUACCUUCUUUGGCACCUUAACACAAUGCCUUUCCCCACCUGUAGAGAUGUAUGGUUAGCUGAGGCUGAAAACGCAAUCAAAACCAAGAGACAGUACCAUCUUUCACAGGCAUGGCAAGGAGGAUGUUUUAAAGAAAAUAAAUAAAUAAAUAAAUAAAUCCACAGCCGCUUGAGUCUGAUAUUGACGAUUUCUCCAGUUCAGGAGACAUGUCUGUGCUACAGGGUCAUACUUCAACGCUUUCGCUCCAUAUCCAACUUAUAAUAGAGUUAUUUAUUACAGGGCUUCACCGACAGUGGCAAAACUUAGCUCUUGGUGUUUUAGAUAGAAAGAAAAUCUCUUCAGCUGGUGUCCAUCAUUGUUUAGGUUAAAAAGUAUUAUCUCCUCCCCACCCCAAUCAAUUUUUCUUGCUCAGAAUUCAGUGGCAUUUUGUUUUCCAGUUGACCAAUCAUUGAUAAAUUGCUCUUGGAUACAUAAUGAAAGCCAUACUUUUAGAUGGCCUGGUAGAUUCCCUUUAAAUUUGAGAACCAAAAAAAAAAAUACACAGUGCCCAAACUGAGCCAUGAGAGUGCACACAUGCAGCCCAUUGGACAUUCUCAUUUGCUUCCACAGAGGGGAUGUUUUCCAUACUUGUUAAGAGACAUGUAGGUUGCAUUGCCUCCUCCAUAGAAGUGAAUGGGGGAGACCUGCUUGGGCAGAAAUUCAGUGUAGGCACCCGAGCAUAGGACUCUGGAUCCAGAGCCCUGACUUUUAACCUGCCGUGUGUUGGCUUUCAGUAUGCUUCCACAUUGACUUGGAGAUGCCUUUUUAGGAUAAGCAAAGACAUUAACCAUUGUUACCCUUCCCAUUCAUCUCCUUCCUCUCACCUUCCCCCAAUUUAUACAUAUGUAAAGUUAUAUUAGGAAAAACUAUGUCAACCAUUCCUGUGUGUGGUUCUUGAUGUUGAAAUGCUAUCCCAAGGGAGGGCCAUGAGAAGUAGACUUCCAGGGUUUUUUUCUAAAGAGGCAGGUCAUGAUCCAUUUGUGGUUUAAGAAAACUGUAAACUCACACUUUCAGUUACGCUACAUUGCUUUUUGUUUAGUAAAAUCAAUAAGAUUUCUACCAAGUUCCUCACUUUGGGUUUGAUGCAAGCAAGCUUUGUGUGUGUGUGUGUGUAUAUAUAUAUAUAUAUAUAUGUAUAGAGAGUGAGUGUUACAGUUCUCUUAUGCAAGAAAAAUAAAAAAGCCUCGCCAAUCAAAUAUUA
Rhineura floridana is the source of this 1951-nucleotide messenger RNA. It is a transcript of the gene PIN1, whose product is annotated as peptidylprolyl cis/trans isomerase, NIMA-interacting 1. The transcript is spliced from 4 exons. NCBI's taxonomy places the organism in Eukaryota, Metazoa, Chordata, Lepidosauria, Squamata, Rhineuridae. Gene Ontology annotation, molecular function: peptidyl-prolyl cis-trans isomerase activity; protein binding. Gene Ontology annotation, cellular component: cytosol; nucleus. Bases 77 to 553 code for a protein of 158 amino acids. The record is from RefSeq and is a predicted model, not a curated record.